AUGCUCUUGACGGUGCGACUCUGGAAGAUAUCUUUGCUAUUCUUCCUGGCCAUUGAAUCCAGAUUGUGCAGUCUGCUUCCCAAAUGGAAUCCGUCAGGCGAGGCUGAUUCUCCGCCCCUCUGGGAGGCACUCCGAAAUCAAUUUCCAGGGAUUUUUUCUCCCGAGACGGAUUCUAGCAUUCACUCGGCAGGCUUUUCAAACCGAGGUCCCGGAGAUAGAAGGGAGAUCCAGCGUGGCUUGAAUGAUUUCCCAGGAGGAAGUAGCCGGGCAACGAAAUCAACACCGACGGAAACACCAAAUGGAGCAAACGAUCCUAGUAAUCAUCUGUUUGCCGGAUGGAACGACCAUUUUCCUGCCACUGGAGGCACCCCAAGUUCAAAUCCACUACUGAUGAACAUGUUAGAUGGCACCCACACAUCGCACAAAGGAUACCCAGCGCAUUCCGGCAACGAACCGAUUCCGUUGUUUGAUGAUUGGUUUUUUCGAGCUAUGGACCCUUUGCAGACUUUUCGUUCGAUAGAAGAAGUUAGCAACGCAGGUCCAAGCUUCCCCUCAGCUCGACUACCAAAUGUUAUAGCCGCCUCGGAAGGAGUCUCGCAAAAGGCACUUACCCAGACUCCUCGCAGGGCUAGCACUAAGCGGACUGCAGGUGUUCGCCUUGACGUAACCAAAGGGCCAAUGGCCAAAAAACCGAAACUGAAAACCUUUGAAUCAUUGAGAUUGACACGCUCACAAAUUCAGGAAGAACUCGUGCGCGAAUUGCGACAGAGCUUGAAGGAAGCCGAUGCGAUACAUCUCGAAACGCAUUCGGCACUGGUCUCAAACGAGCAACGGAACAUAUUUCCCAUAGAGGCUGCCGAUCUCAAGCAACUCGUCAGCUAUUACAUAUAUCGAUCAAGAUACAAUGAAGGGUUCACUAUAACUAAAAUAACUACGAAGGACGACGAUGAAAAUGAAGCCCGCAACGCUAUCAAGCACUUUCGAUCAUCAAUUCAAGCCCAACUCCAAUCCUACGUAGAUGAAGUUGACAUUCCAUGGUUCCAACCAUAUAUGGCAAUGGAAUCGUGCCCAACCAAUCCGAUCAUCGCAUCGUACUCGGCUCGCGUCAUGAAAGACUUCUCACAAUCAAUAAAAGACCUUUCUGAAAAGCGGGGAAACUCAAAAUAUCAUUCAGUUACUCUGACCAGUCGGGUCGUAUCUGCACUACCUUUCUACUUGUUCUAUGUAGAUAUGAUCAACACCCUGGUUCCCCUUCAAGGCAGAAGCGACCAAGCUGGACUGAGAUCGCAGAGGAUAACGGCAGGGAACCAAUUGAUCGGAAUAGCAGACCGUUUACUUUCCGCAACUGAGACGGAUUUGAAGAUGGGUCUCGGGCUGGACAAAACAGUCAUUCUUGCGUUUCAGAAUUCCGUCAAUUCAAACGACAGAUACGCAAGAUUCAUUUGGAAGAUGAUAGGCUACUGGAUCAAUUCCUCCAGAGAAGACCUGGCCGAGGCAGCCAGUCCACAAUUCGAAAGAUUGAACAAUCUCGCCGUCAAUCUAAGGUUUAAGGCAUUCUUCAACGACAUAUUUAUAUCCUUUGUUCUGGGACAUCUUCCACCAAAAUAA
Messenger RNA from Puccinia graminis f. sp. tritici CRL 75-36-700-3, 1608 nucleotides. RefSeq lists its product as uncharacterized. Lineage: Eukaryota; Fungi; Basidiomycota; Pucciniomycetes; Pucciniales; Pucciniaceae. The record is from RefSeq and is a predicted model, not a curated record. The transcript has a single exon. Bases 1 to 1608 code for a protein of 535 amino acids.